AUGAAACUGUCUGAUAAAAGCGUAGUUGAGUUGUGUGAGGAUGUCAUAAUCGAAAUAUUACAUCAUUUGCCUUCAAAAUCUCUAGCAAGGUUUGUAUGUGUGUGUAAUCAUUGGCAGAAGUGUAUUGCUGAUCCAUCUUUGGCUUAUAGUUGUCGUUCUCAACGAUGGAGUCCGCAACCCUACAUGAUAGGUUUCUUAUGUCAAGUUAGAGAUUUCGUUAAAGAAAUUCCAGAAGUUCAUUUUUUUUCCUCAUCUACUACAUCAUCAUCAUCACAAUUAGUGAUUGAUGAUGAGUCGGUCAAUUUUCUUGGCAGGGGAUUGUAUAUUAUUAUUGCAUCCUCUAACGGUUUCCUUCUUAUGGCUGAGGAAUUAAGAUAUCAGAGGGCUUACUAUGUUUAUAAUCCUGCAACGAGGCAGCAUCUUUCCGUCCCUGUAACUCCAAUAACAUCCUGCGUAACCUUUGCAGCAGGUAUUGGAUUUCAUUGUAAAGUAGAUGACCCUGAAAAAGAUGCCAUCUCCUUUACAAUAGUUCGUUUUGAAAACUUGUAUGAUCUUGUUUCGAGUGUAACAAUUGAAAGUUUCUCUUCCAAGACUAACAUGUGGUCUACCAUCGAUAUCACACUAGAUGUACCUAUCAGUGUUAUCCUUCAUAGAUGGACGAAAUCAGCGUCAUAUGGGGUAAUCGAUGGAGUGUUCUGUUGGUUUGACGCAUUAUCACAGUUCAUUUUUUAUGAUACUGUCAAUACGCGUUUAUGGGCUUUGCAAUUGAAUCCAGAGAUGUAUGCCUUUGAUGGUCAGUGUCUUGGAGUAUUGGGUGGGGAUCUCUAUUAUGCAUCGUGUAAUGAGGCAGACAUUACAUUGUGGUACCUCGAGAGCAAUAUUCGUAGUCAAGAUGCAGUAUGGGUCAGGAAAUAUACUGCAAAUUUAACCGAUGCACUUGUAAAUUAUUGUCCAUGGGGUCUUGAAGCUGAUGUAGAGUCUCUGGAUUUUCAUCCUGCUAAUCUGCACAUCUUUUAUCUGAAUAUAAAUGGUAGGAUUAUUUCAUUUGACUCGGAAAAGAAUAUUGCGGAACUUCUGUAUGAUUUCGGACAGAGAGACCACUUAUUGUUUUCUUAUGAGUGGCAUCAAUGGCCGCGUCUUCUCUAA
This is a messenger RNA of Solanum tuberosum (potato), 1146 nucleotides long. RefSeq names its product F-box protein At5g03970-like. The record is from RefSeq and is a predicted model, not a curated record. Gene Ontology annotation, molecular function: protein binding. The transcript has a single exon. Bases 1 to 1146 code for a protein of 381 amino acids. NCBI's taxonomy places the organism in Eukaryota, Viridiplantae, Streptophyta, Magnoliopsida, Solanales, Solanaceae.